This is a messenger RNA of Aspergillus saccharolyticus JOP 1030-1, 720 nucleotides long. RefSeq lists its product as uncharacterized. Lineage: Eukaryota; Fungi; Ascomycota; Eurotiomycetes; Eurotiales; Aspergillaceae. The record is from RefSeq and is a predicted model, not a curated record. The transcript has 2 exons. Bases 171 to 539 code for a protein of 122 amino acids.
GGUUCGCUCAGCAGCAUUGGCGCAGCGCUACAGUCUGGGAUAAUCCUUGCAAGACCCUACACACAUACAAAACCAACGCAGCCGGUCGGAGAAGCAAACGUUAUCGACAAGCUUACCAGUGUACCAUAGAUCUUGACCGUGUAGCCCACUUAUGACCAAGAUGACUCACCAUGCUGCAAAACGGUCAAGCAAUUUGUCUCCUCUAUUGCUGCUGCAGGGCACUAACAGUACGUACUGUACCUGCUUUAGUCCAGGUCUCAGCGGACAUUCUUUGGAUGAUAACCCACUCGGUCAGAAGUGAGAUGGAACAGGAACUGUUCGCGAGAGUCAUUUACACCUCAAUCUAUGUACUCCGUACUGUGAGCAUGAUUUGCCGUAGUUUGCCAGCUGAAGUGCAUGUCCUUCAGAUGUCAACAGCUACUAUCAAUCAAUCGGAGGGGCGUGCGGGGAAAGAUCAGGGGCCAGACAUACCGGGCGAUAACAGAAACCGCAAGCGGCAUUGGGCGCUUCCUGAGAGGACUCCAUUCAGUCGCAGAUAGAUCGUGUAUGUUUCAUAUCCCUUGCUUCAAAGGCAUGUAGGCUGAGUCCUGGAAUUAUACUGCGAAAGAGAGAUUUGAUAGAUAAGAUCAACCGCCCGGGCUGUGCUUCUCUUGAGUGUCUCCCUGCCGCACUCAACUAAUCUGAGUGGCGAAGUGGUUUCGACCGGGAUACUUCCGGCAG